Impatiens glandulifera is the source of this 1816-nucleotide messenger RNA. RefSeq names its product negative regulator of systemic acquired resistance SNI1. The record is from RefSeq and is a predicted model, not a curated record. Lineage: Eukaryota; Viridiplantae; Streptophyta; Magnoliopsida; Ericales; Balsaminaceae. Gene Ontology annotation, biological process: negative regulation of DNA-templated transcription; negative regulation of systemic acquired resistance; DNA damage response. Gene Ontology annotation, cellular component: Smc5-Smc6 complex; nucleus. The coding region runs from base 189 to 1601 and encodes 470 amino acids. The transcript has 15 exons. Gene Ontology annotation, molecular function: transcription cis-regulatory region binding.
GAUAGGUUUUGGCGGGAAGAAGAUACUGUCUAUGGCGAAUCGGCGACGGCGCAGUAUUUAUUUGUCCUGAUUUCCUAACCCCCCGCUCAUCAUAAUACUUUGAAUCCCUUUCCUUCUAAUUGCAUCAGACUAAUGAAGGCUUAAGCUAGGGUUCUUCUUCCGUUUCAAAUUUUACAAGAGACAACAACAUGGAAACUCGCAAUCAAACGAAUACACGGUUGGAGGAGAACACCAUGGCCAUCCUCGACUCCGCUGGCUUCAAAACAGACAGUCGUCACACCACCGACGAUAGGAUUGCGUUUCUUGAGGCUGUUCGUGCUGCUUCUAUUGUCCCAGAAGCUUCAAUUUCCCCAACUAAGAAAAUGUGUGAGGCAAUUUUCCAGAUCCUGAGGGAAGAGAGUUCACUUGAAUUAUUAGUGGAAAGUUUUCAGCUUUUGAACCAGUUGGAUAAGCGAUUUCCUAGGGUAAGUAUGUCCAGAGGUGACGAGUCAAACUUAAAGCCACCUUCAAAUUGUGAUAAUCAGAUUGAAUUAGUUGUGCUGGAAGAGGCCUGGUCACCUUUUAUCUUUGGCUCUGAUAAUGAGAGGGCAGAUACUAGUAAGAACCGUCAUGGACCAAUUGAUAUUACAGGUUUUCAUCUUUUAGUUGAAGAAAUUGUGAUGGCUGGCCAAACUAACUCUGGAAUUUCACAGAUCAAGGCCUUAAAGGAUAUGAUGCUUCUGCAGUAUCUCAUAAGUGUUCUUGAAGGAGAUUUCAUUCCUCGAAAUACUGUCUACCAAUAUACCACGAACUGGAGUAUUCUCAGGGAUUCAUUGCUGAACACGAUUCUGGGUUCAAGAAGGGUAAGGUACAAGGAUUUAGUCCAAGAUAUAUUAUCCAUUAUGUGCGACAUGUCCCCUGUUCAAUCGAGUCAUGCUGAUGGGAGAUUACCGGUAACUUCAGAGGCUCAUCUGCCUGAAAAUUGUGAUAUUGCUUCCACUGUUGCUUUACCAGAGUUAAGGAAGUGUACAGGCAGCAGCAUGCAGAAACUUAUAGUGAUGAUCAUGGAGCUGGACAAGGCAAAGAAAAAUGCUGAUGUGCAAGGUCUUACCACCAGAGCGGAUGGUGUGAGAACCCCCUUGGUGGAGAUAAUUCAAGAUCAUUUAGCUUACAAUGAAGCUGCAGUUUCCCCCUUUUUUGAGGUAUUUACAGAGCCUAAAUGUAAGCUGGAUAUUAUCGUACAAUAUUUUCAGAAGUAUAUGGCUAAACCUUCUGUUCGAACUCGAAGGUCAAAUAACCUAAAUCCAGCCGGAGAAGCAACUUUCCCUGGAAUUCUCAAUUGUUUUUGUAAUGGAAGCAUUACAAAGAAUAUAAGAAAGAAAAUCCACCCGGAAGUAAUUCAGUUGCUUUUAGCACACGCCUUUCAGGCUUAUUUAUCAUUGCCAGCUGAAUCUUUUGAUGGCAACCACAACUCUAAAGAAGCCUACAAGAAUUCUGUUGCAGAAACAUGCAAAAAUUUUAUAUCUGCGUUUACAAAUCUGAGAAGAGACGGGUGCAUGGAGAUUUUGCCAUUUGCAAAAGAAGCUCUUUUUACAGCUACAUGCAUUCUUUCAACAAAAUGAUGGACGGAACAGAAUACUAGCCAAUUCUUCAAUUGAUGUAUGUAUUUUUUUUUUAUCCUGUAACUAGCUUGUUCAUCUUUCGACCGAACUUUGGAAGACGAGACAAAGCCAUAGUAGGUCAGGUACCGGAUUGUAUUUAUUAACUUACUAUAUUUGACUUAGACCAACACUGAAUGAAGCUCUUGUUAAUGUUAGUGUAGUGUAACAUUUACUGC